Agelaius phoeniceus (red-winged blackbird) is the source of this 450-nucleotide messenger RNA. RefSeq names its product calmodulin, striated muscle. Gene Ontology annotation, cellular component: myosin II complex. Gene Ontology annotation, molecular function: calcium ion binding. The record is from RefSeq and is a predicted model, not a curated record. NCBI's taxonomy places the organism in Eukaryota, Metazoa, Chordata, Aves, Passeriformes, Icteridae.
AUGGCCGAGCGGCUGUCGGAGGAGAAAAUCGCGGAAUUCAAGGAAGCUUUUUCCCUCUUUGACCGCGACGGCGACGGCUGCAUCACCACGCGGGAGCUGGGCACCGUCAUGCGCUCGCUGGGCCAGAACCCCACCGAGGCCGAGCUGCAGGACAUGGUGGGCGAGGUGGACGCCGACGGCAGCGGCACCAUCGACUUCCCCGAGUUCCUGUCGCUGAUGGCCAGGAAGAUGAGGGACACGGACAGCGAGGAGGAGAUCCGGGAGGCGUUCCGGGUGUUCGACAAGGAUGGGAACGGCUACAUCAGCGCGGCGGAGCUGCGGCACGUCAUGACCAACCUGGGCGAGAAGCUGACGGACGAGGAGGUGGACGAGAUGAUCAAGGAGGCCGACUGCAACAACGACGGGCAGGUCAACUACGAGGAGUUCGUGAGGAUGAUGACGGAGAAGUGA